Messenger RNA from Poeciliopsis prolifica (blackstripe livebearer), 4465 nucleotides. RefSeq names its product ephrin-A3a (gene efna3a). Gene Ontology annotation, molecular function: ephrin receptor binding. The record is from RefSeq and is a predicted model, not a curated record. Gene Ontology annotation, cellular component: plasma membrane. The transcript is spliced from 5 exons. Gene Ontology annotation, biological process: axon guidance; ephrin receptor signaling pathway. NCBI's taxonomy places the organism in Eukaryota, Metazoa, Chordata, Actinopteri, Cyprinodontiformes, Poeciliidae. The coding region runs from base 476 to 1150 and encodes 224 amino acids.
UUUGUGUCGUUGUGUGCGCAGCGUGCCGCUGCUGCUGCGGCUUCUGGCGAGAGAAGUGGCAGGUACCCCAAAAUACCUCCAAGUGGCUCGGAUGUGACUUUAACAACUGACUAACCUGCAGCAAACUGCGAUAUACGUGAGUUUGGCGGCUUGUUUCGCCAAGCUGUUUCAAAUGAAAGCUGAGCUUGGAAACAAUAGGACGGACUUAAAAGUGCGCAGAAUUGGCUCAAUUAAAGACGCCUGAGCGGGUUCUCUCGUCGCGAUGGGGCUUGAAUUGAGGAACGCGUAUCCCGAAAGAAGUCGCUGAAGUUGAAGACGCGCUCCUCCGCUCCGGAUGACCGCUGGGAUGUUGUGAACGACGCGUCGUUUGGGACAGAAGGAGCCAAAAAAAAAAAAAAAAAAAAAAGGAAAAGAAAAGAAAAAAACAAGGCAAAAGGGGGAAGCAUUCAGGGUUGGACCAGCACCAGGAGGGAUUAUGGCUCUCGUAACGUUUUCUCUCAGCCUCGUCACCCUGGUGCUUACAAACUUGCACCUUUCGAGAGCCAGCAGCCGUCAUGCGGUGUAUUGGAACAGCUCGAACCUGCAGCUUCGGAGAGAGGGAUACACCGUGCAAGUCAGCGUCAACGACUACCUGGACAUCUACUGCCCGCACUACAAUACCAGCCAGCGUGGGACUCUGGAGCGCGUGGUGGCUGAGCAGUACAUCCUCUACAUGGUGAACUACCGGGGCUACUACACCUGCAACCCUCAGAUGGGUGUCAAACGCUGGGAGUGCAACCGGCCCCACGCACCGCAUACGCCCAUCAAGUUCUCUGAGAAGUUCCAGCGGUACAGCGCCUUCUCGCUGGGCUACGAGUUCACCGUGGGCCAGGAGUACUACUACAUCUCCACACCCAUCCACCACCACGGCCACAGCUGCCUGAGACUGAGGGUCUUCGUCUGCUGCUCCACUGCCUCUCAGGCAGAUGACGACUCCAGUCAAACUUCUCCCGACUACACAGUCAGGCCGAACAUCAAAAUACACAACAUUGAUGAAUUUAACCCUGAAGUUCCCAAGCUGGAGAAGAGCGUGAGCGGCAGCAGCCCGUCACGUGACCGCCUUCUCCUCACCGUGGCAAUGAUGCUCGUGCUGGCCGUCCUGCUGUCCUAGCGACCGUCACAGGGAGCUUGCUGGACCGUCUUGUCCAAAGGGCUUUGUAUCCCUACAUUUUUUUUUUCUUUUUUUGAACAUGUGAUAGCUAAACGAAGCAAACAAAGAAAAGUCAAAGACAAAAAAAAAAAAAAAAAAAGAAGCGAGGCCUUUUUGCUGUCAUAUUUACACCUGUAUCACAUGAAAACUACAAUAUUUCAUGCAGGUGUGGUGACCACAUGGAGAUUACUACCAAUAUUAAGAAUCCAGUUUUUUCCUGUGCUGCUCUCAAUGGAUGCAGAUGAGAGAUUUUUUUGUAGCAUGAUAGAGAACAGAAAAUUUGAAGCGUAACUCUCAUCGGAUGAUGAAAGGAAGGUUUUUGUGUUGGCUUUGAAAAAGAUGACAACUUUAGAUUCUAGAGUGGAUUUUUUUUAAGGCUUUGCUGCAUCAAAACGAACUUUGAUGUGGUUAAAAAAAAAAGGCAAGAUGGACUUUGGAAACUGUAACAAGGCCUUCUUUAUAUGAUUAGUGAGUAAUCAAAACGACUGUCAUUGUCCUGGACAUUGUAGAAUGUUUUCAUACUGGUGUGUGGUAGCUGCUGGUGAUAAAAGCCCAGCGAAAAGGGUGAGAAUUUAUAAGAAUAUCCAAGGGCCUUUCAGUAAUCCAUUUUCUCCAGACAUCAAAUAUUCUCUGGCUUUGUGAUAGGCACGGAUUCAAAGCCGGCUUUUCUUCGAAGGGUACCGAGUGCCCCUCAGUAUUAGUCUUUUGUCUGCAUUUCCUGCCUUCCCACUGUAACAACCCAGAAAAAUACAGACCCUGGACUAGUAAUUUGACGGCACUUAGACGCACAAGAUGUGGCAUAGACGUGUGUUUUGUUCUGACAGAUUUACCUCCAGCAAUGGGCUUAGAAAAGUUCCAGAUGUCAAAUCUUAAAAAAAAUAAAAUAAAAAUAAAAAUACAAGAAAAAAAUGGGGGUUGGGAUUCGGGUCUCCUUGCAGCAAUCAGCACCGUUGUUCAGAAACGCCUCUAAUUUGCAAUUGUUCAGAAACUGUCAGCAGCAACUUGCCCUCCUUUCACUCCCAGAUUACCUGUUUUUUUUUGGGUUUUUCUUCCCCUCCACUUCAGGGGCUCGCAGCCAAUCAGGGCUGAUAGCCACUGCAGCAGUCCCAGUUACCACGGAGACGACCCCAUACAGUCGCCAAAGUGCGGCAGGUGCCUGAGGAGAAAUUAUGCUUAGAAUCUCAAUCUGUAGUCAUGGAGGAAUAGACCCAGUAUGAGCAUCCGGAUCAUUCGCCGUAUUGUGAGAGUCGCUUUUAUGGAAACAACAAAGUUUUGCUGCAAAGUUUUUCAGGUAACGUUGUACGAAAAAUGGUGCUAGCAUCACAAAACUCUUAAAAGAAGAAAUAUUCUAACCUAAAUUAUAUAAAGAUGGUAUUGUUAUCUCCAGAAUGAUUCACAUCCCUGACAGAUUUAGUGCUAAUAAUUAUUACCAACAUGUUUCCUCUGACUGGAAGUAAAACUAACAUAUACAAGACCCUCCGGAUUACAAGAUGAUCUGUCAAUUUUUAAAAUAAAUGUAAAGGUUUUUAAGUGCGCCUUUUUAUACAGUUGUUGGGCGAAGGGCGGCUGCUGCCAUCUCCAGGAGGAAUUGGGCGAGCGGCAGGGUACACCAGUCCAUCACUAUGGCAUGACUGUAGUGCCAUAAUUAAGACUAUUAGACACCCAGUGGUGAUAUAUCCUUAUUGCAGGAGGUUAUCUCUAUCCCAAAGCCAACUACUGAUCUGAUUCUAGGUAGAAUCUGAGCGGCUAGUGCCAGUAGAGAAGGAGACUUAUCACUUAAGUUAGCUUUGAAGAGGCUUGUGACUAGCAUAUCUACGAUGGUCUCCUGUGUCUCAUGCUUUUUCUCUUUAAAGAAAACGUUAUCUAGAAAAAUAGUUGGUCGCUUAGUUUCUGAUGCUUGCCUAUCAGAAAUGGAUGGAUAUGGAUAUGGUCACCUGUGAUGAGGGAGUAACCACCACUGGGUGGGAAAUGGUCUUAAUGUUGGCACUAAAACUGCAAAACUUUGUCAGUAUUUCACUAAUGACAAAAAACAGAAAACACAAUUUUGCGAUUUUGAUCUCUAUCAUAAACAAGAGAACAUGCAAAAUCCAUGCAGAAAGACCAGGAUUUGAACCCGGGACCUUUUUGCUUUAAGGCAACAGUUAAAUCAGCUUUGCCACCAUGCAGCCUGCGACUACUGCUCCUGCUGCAACUACAAACCAAUGUUAAAAUUGUUAACCUUCUUUCCUCCAAUGGUAUUUUGUCAAAUGGGUUAUGAGCUCCAAGUCUUUAAGUUUGGAAAACCUCCUUCCCAUGAAUUUUUCCUAGACAAACUCUCUAUCAGAUUCCACUUUAUUAACAUUAUUUCUAAUAAAAAAGAAAAAAUGCAAAAAUGAUUUAAUUCUAAGCUUUAGAGUUUCAUUCAGAACUCAAACUUUUGUUGCUUUCCAAGGAGAACUCACAAUAUGGUGGAUGUGGCAACAGAUCGAGGCCAAUGCAGCGUCGACUCUUUGGUGUCUGAAGCUCUUGAUAAAAAUAAAAAAAAAAUCAAAAAAUAAAUAAAAUGUGUGAAUGUGAAACUUAUGAGAAGUUCUUUUAUACUGCGUAGGCAAACCUUAAUCAAAUUACAAUGUUGUGCGUUUUUAUUUAUUUACUUUUAAAAUGCUCUUAUUUUGACAUUAAAGUGUAUUUAUCUACAUAAUUUAUUAAUGUGCAUUCUUAGGCCUUUGCUCAAUAAGCUAUCGUACCAUUUUUUAGCAUUUUUCUCAAAACUAUUGGAUUUGUACUGCAGUAUUUUGCUUGUUUAGACAAAUAGAUGUAAUUCAGCCGGUCAGAGACAGUUCUUGGUUAAUUAUUCAGUGCAAGCAUUCACUCGGUUAGCUGAGUCUUGUGUAAAAAGAUGCAGAUGAUAAUAUUGCUGAGGAGCAUGUCAUAAACCAACUGGGAAUGCACAGACAGAACUGGUGUCGUUUGAGCCUGCACUGUAAUGUAAAUUUAUAAAUACAUGCAGGGUUCCAGAAUGUGUACGAGUGUUUUAGCGGGUGUGAGUGUGUUUUUUUUUUUUUUUUUUUUUUUUUUUUGUAUGUGUGUAUGUCUGGGUGCGUGGGAGCGAAAGAGAGGAUGUAUGUUGGUGGAACGUGUUUGUCCGCGCUUUUAAAGUACGUGGCAUUUAGAAAAUUUCGUACCUGUUAGCGGAGUCAUUUGUAGGAUCUGAAUAUGCAAGAGUGUAUGAGGGAGAAUGUGCUUUUCAGUCACGUUAGUUUAUGUUUGUAGGGCGGGAGGGAGGGAAGCGGGUCG